Molecule: messenger RNA, 2778 nt
Organism: Anopheles marshallii
Lineage: Eukaryota; Metazoa; Arthropoda; Insecta; Diptera; Culicidae
Product: pyruvate dehydrogenase phosphatase regulatory subunit, mitochondrial
Exons: 8
Coding region: 1-2778 (925 amino acids)
Cellular component (GO): cytoplasm; mitochondrion; mitochondrial matrix
Molecular function (GO): protein binding; oxidoreductase activity
Source: RefSeq, a predicted model, not a curated record
AUGUUAUCAUCUAUAUUAACAGCCGGUUGCCGAUCUCGGGGUUUUAAUCGCCUAAAGCUAAUAUCCGAAACCAACCAUGUGGAAAAGAUAGCGAAUUUUAAUCCUGCCGGAUCUUCAAAACUUACGAACUGUCUCUUUUCAACGAUUGCCGGUGCGGACCGUUGGGAAGAUGGCUUACCUUCGAAAUUCAGUAACACUCCACCGAAAGAUGCACGGGUUGUCAUUUGUGGAGGUGGUAUUAUGGGUGCUGCCGUAGCGCAUCAAUUAGCACAAAGAGGAUGGGGCCAGCAUACAGUUCUGAUUGAAAGAGGACGAAUUGGCGAAGGCAAUCCACUGCAUUUUAGUGGUUUACUUGGCGAGUUAAAACCAACCCAUUCCCAAGUGCUGCUUGCUCAAACAUCGCUGAAAUUAAUUCGGGAUUUGCAUGCCAAAGGUCUUCCCACAGGAUGGAAACAAACGGGAUCGUUAAACCUGGCUCGUACACGCGACCGCAUGACCAUGUUCCGACGUAUGAAAUCGCAAAGCGUGGCUUGGAAUGUAGAGUGUGAAAUUGUAACACCAGAAAAAUGCAAAGAACUAUGCCCAUUAAUAGACAUUAGUGACGUAGUAGGAGGAUUAUGGAUUCCCAACGACGGUGUUGGAAAUCCUAAUGCUUUCUGCCACAGUUUGGUACAAGAAUCUCUAGAAAAGGGUCUAACGGUUGCGGAAAACUGUUCAGUUGCUAGAGUUAUACAAAAAGAUGGUCGAAUUAAAGCGGUCGAAACUUCUAAAGGCACCGUGGAAUGUGUGUACUUCGUGAAUUGUGCUGGGUUCUGGGCGCGACAAGUGGGACAAAUGUCGGAACCGUACGUUAAAGUACCAUUGCACGCGGCUGAACAUUAUUACCUUCAUACCAAACCGAUUCCCGAACUCGGUGAAACAUUUCCCGUUGUGCGGGAUUUGGACGGACACAUUUACUUCCGUGAAAAUGACGGCUGCCUGUUGGCCGGUGGGUUCGAAGCAAAGGCGAAACCUGCCUAUGAAGAUGGGGAAAUACCUGUUUCAACAGCUGAACGCAAACUUUUACCGGAUUGGGAUCAUUUUCAUCCGUUGUUAGAGGAGCUCCUGCGUCGAUGCCCAUCGCUUAAAGAUGUGGCACUGGAAAGACUUUCCAACUGUCCAGAAGCGUUUUCCCCGGAUUGUAAGUGGAUCAUUGGGGAAGCUCCCGAGAUACAAAAUUAUCUGGUUGCUGCUGGAAUGAAAACUGUUGGAAUGUCUGCAGCUGGAGGUGUAGGCCGUGCAAUAGCGGAUAUAAUAACACAAGGUUAUUCGACAGUAGACCUUCAUGAACUAGAUAUUUCCCGAUUUUUGGGCUUGCAUAACAAUCGAAAGUUCCUUCGUGAUCGUGUCCGCGAGGUGCCUGGAUUACAUUACGAUCUCAACUAUCCGUUUCAUGAAUUCCGCACCGGACGUAAUCUACGCAUGUCGCCCAUUUUCCCCGCACUAAAAGAAGCCGGGGCUGUCUUCAGUCAAGUGAUGGGCUACGAACGACCCGCGUGGUUUGAUAAGAAAAAUGCCACCGAUGAGAAGGGUAGUCCAAAAUUUCGUAUUGCCACGACCAACGGCUUUGGCAAACCGCAUUGGUUCGACCAUGUACAGAGCGAGUACGAAAAUUGCCGAGAAAGAAUCGGAAUGAGUGAUUACAGCACGUUUACAAAGAUCGAUCUAUGGUCCAAAGGAAACGAAGUGGUCGAUUUGCUACAGUAUCUUUGUUCGAACGAUGUGGAUCAACCGGUCGGAUCCAUAAUUCACACUGGUAUGCACAACCGUCACGGAGGUUAUGAGAACGAUUGCUCGUUAGCACGAUUAUCAGAGAACCACUACAUGAUGAUUGCACCGACGGUACAGCAAGCCCGAUGCAAAGCAUGGAUUGAACGACAUCUACCACCUGGAGGACGGGUCAGUGUGUCGGAUGUUACGUCGAUGUACACCGCAAUAUGUAUCAUGGGACCUUUCACACGCAUCAUGCUUUCCGAGCUUACGGAUACAGACCUGUCGCCGAAAAGUUUUCCAUUUUUCACUUGUAAGGAACUGGAUGUCGGUCUUGCAAAUGGAAUUAGAUCAUUGAACCUAACGCACACCGGAGAGCUCGGUUACGUGUUGUACAUACCUAACGAAUUUGCGUUACACGUGUACACCAAGCUAAUGGAAGCAGGUCAAAAGUAUGGAAUACGCCACUGUGGCUACUACGCCAUGAGAACGCUACGUGUAGAAAAGUUUUUUGCAUUUUGGGGACAGGAUUUGGACACGUUCACUACUCCGUUGGAGUGUGGUCGAAUGUGGCGUGUGAAGUUCGAUAAAAAAGUAGAUUUUAUCGGAAAAGAAGCAUUGCUCCAACAGAGAGAUAAAGGUGUGGAGCGGAUGUACAUACAGUUGCUAAUCAACGAUCACGAUCCAGAUCUCGAUCUGUGGAGCUGGGGCGGUGAGCCAAUAUAUCGCGAUGGGUUGUAUUGUGGACAAACUACCACCACGGCCUAUGGAUUCACCUUCAAAAAACAGAUUUGCCUUGGAUUCGUUAAAAACUUACACUCAAGUGGACGGGCGCUUCCAGUAACGAAUGACUAUGUGCUAAGUGGAGAUUACGAGGUGGAAAUAGCCGGAAUUCGUUAUCCUGCAAAAGCUAACCUUCACUCUCCCAACUUACCCACCAAGUAUCCGGAUCAAGAACGCGAAGCGUAUAAGGCAACGCGCGACAAAACGGACGAGUCGAAUCUUUUGGCGUAUCGGCCCAAUAAGUAG